AUGUGGUGCAGUGCAUCCGCGUAUCUUUCCUACUUUUUUGCUGAUUGUAUGAUGUCUCGAUGGCUUUUGAACUAUACCCCACCAGCUGUUGUUAUUCGUCUCCUUACUACAAACGGUUUGAUUGCUUAUAUCACUUCUUGGGUCCUCUACCUCUCUGGAGCUUCGUCCGACCCCCGUUGUCUUUUACCCGCCUGGAUAUCCAUUACCACUACCCUUACCUUCCUUUAUCAUGCUACCCAGAAUCACGCGACAAUCAAGCGUGAAACCGCAGCUGCACUUCUCGUCGUGGCUGUGGCCAGCUUCGUCAGCAUGUCAUCGCUUCUCCUUCAGUUGCAUCUGACGCGAGAGAAUGAGCCCGAAGUGCCCGUCUUCGUCAUCACUCGCAAGCUUUGGGAUUGGGCUGUGGCUAUCUUCCUUCGUAUGCGAGUGUCGGAUGGGCGGGCUCCACUUGGGGAAUUGUAA
This is a messenger RNA of Aspergillus luchuensis, 462 nucleotides long. RefSeq lists its product as uncharacterized. NCBI's taxonomy places the organism in Eukaryota, Fungi, Ascomycota, Eurotiomycetes, Eurotiales, Aspergillaceae. The record is from RefSeq and is a predicted model, not a curated record. Gene Ontology annotation, cellular component: endoplasmic reticulum membrane. The transcript is spliced from 4 exons. The coding region runs from base 1 to 462 and encodes 153 amino acids. Gene Ontology annotation, biological process: protein N-linked glycosylation; cellular response to oxidative stress.